This is a messenger RNA of Brugia pahangi, 1260 nucleotides long. The record is from the annotation of a GenBank genome assembly. Lineage: Eukaryota; Metazoa; Nematoda; Chromadorea; Rhabditida; Onchocercidae.
AUGUCUGAAUUAGCAAUAAAAUUUGCAGCCAGUACAUUACUAAUGUGGAUUUUUAUAACUAUUACUGGUUUACUCAAAAUAUUAAUUAUUUUCACUUAUUUGAUUAUAUUAUGCAAAGGCAAAAAAGCGAAAAUGAAGAACCAAGUAUGUACACCAAGUACGAAAGAAAAAGAAGAAAUUCAUUCCAAAAAGGAAAAGGAAGAAAAAAGUGGUUCGAAGAAAUCAAAGAAAUUAGAAAGUGGUAAAGAGCGCAAAAGCGGUGGAAAAUUUAGCCCAUCAAAUGAAGGUGAAAAAAAUGAACCAAAUUUAGGAAGUGAUGAUACAAGAGAUAAAGAUAAAUUGAGAAAAGAUAAUGAGAAAGAGGGAAAGAAGAGAAGGAAAAAGGAGAAAAAAGACGAAAAAGAGGAGGAAAAAAGUGGAAGAAAGAAAGAGAAAGAAAUGAAUGAAGCAUCAGAGAAGGAAGAUGAAGGCAAAAAGAAGAGAGAAAAGGAUGAGAUGAAAGAUAAAUCAUAUGGAAGUAAGAAGAAUAAAAAAGAGCAAAGAGAAAGCGAUAAGAAAUCUGAUGAAAAGGAGGGUAGAGAGAGUGAGGGCCAUAAAGAUAGUGCUGUUGGGAAAGAAAGUGAAAAGAGGGAAAGUUCAAAGAGGAAAGAAGAGGAGAAGGAGUCGGGACAAAAGAAAGAGGAAAGAGAAAAGGAGGACAAAGACGAUGAAAUUAAGAAAGAUAAGGAGAAAGAGGGAGAGGAAAAAGAAGAUAAAGGAGAGGAUGAGAAGGGAGAAAGCGAAAAAAAAGAAGAAGGAGAAAAGAAGGAGGAGGAAGAGAAGAAAGAAGAGCAGAAAAAAGAGGAGGAAGGAAAGAAGGAAGAGGCGAAAAAGGAGGAGGAGAAGGAGGAGGAAAAGAAGGAAGAGCAGAAGAAAGAGGAGGAAGAACAGAAGGAGGAAGUAACCUAUGACCCGAAAGAACUGAAAUUCACAUUAGCUGGUGGUUCAGUAAAGUUUACCACCAAGAAUGGUACUGGUAAACGACAGGCACUUAAGAUUAAAUGUUCGGAUAACUUCCUAUAUCGAGUGAAUCCAGUGUUUUCGUUUGUUGAGCCAGGCGCAGAACAAACUAUCGAAGUGAUAAGACAAUCUGGUAAUCCAAAAAUUGAUAAACUUGUGCUCAUACAUACACCGGCUGAAGUAGGCGAAAUAGAUGCUCCAGCAUUAUUCAAGAAACCAAUUACUUAUACAAAUUUUAUAAUUCCAUUGCUGGUAACAUGA